CGCCCUGCUGCUCUGCCCGGCCCGGGCACCGGAGCAGGAUCCCGGACUACGGGCCGUAGAAAGUCCGCUCGGUGUGAGACAGUUCACGGAGCUUCAGUGAGAGACUCAGCGGCAGGUUUUCACUUCUCUACCCGUUUCCACACCGUCUCUGUCGGCGUCUGUCCCGCUGCUCAGUCCGGGUUUAAUCCCUCCACCCGCCCCGCCAUCAUCUCCACCAGCCGGCAACAAGUGGCACCGCUCGCCCGGCUCUCAGCGCCGGAGGCCGGGUCACACCGGGAGCUGUCCCCCGCUGAAUCUGCUGCUGGGUGUUCGCUGGGUUCUGUGCACGGUGCGGCCCUGCUGCUGGGCGGAGUGCGGGAGGCAGCAGGAGCAGGCGGGCGGUGACACACCUGAGAGCAGAGGCUAUUCGGCGCCGGCCCUUCGCUCCCGUCCCUUCCAAAAAAAAAGUUUGGUUCAAUUGUCGUCGACCACUUCAGAGGAUCUUUAAAGUUUCACCUGGAAGAAUGAGCUCCUACAAUGUGACGCUGCCCGGCCCCGGCCCCUGGGGCUUCAGGCUGCAGGGAGGGAAGGACUUCAACAUGCCGCUGACCAUCUCCAGGAUCACUCCGGGCAGCAAGGCGGCGCAGGGAAACCUGAUCCAGGGUGACGUUAUUGUCGCCAUUGAUGGCGUCGGCACCGACGGGAUGACUCACCUGGAGGCCCAGAACAAGAUCAAGAUGGCCAAUUACAACCUGGCACUCACCAUGUCCAAGUCGAAACGUCCCAUUAUGAUGCCGCCACCGAGGAUGGACGCUGUGAUUCCCAUGAUCCCUCACCAACAGCCUCAGUCAGUGCACGUCAACGGCCGCCUGUCGGCCUGCAGUCCCUCCUCCGGGCCUGCAGAGGCAGACUCUCCUGGGAAGAGAGCGGUCAGCCCCGCUCAGAGGAAGCAGUAUAACUCCCCCAUCGGCCUGUACUCAGAGGAGACUCUGAGGGAGAUGGCAGCGAUUCAGGAGGGUCGGCCGGCGGGUAGUCUCCCAGUUAAAGAUCAUCUCGUAGACAGCGCCUCUCCGGUCUAUCAGGCCGUGCAGAGCGCCGAGAGGGACCCGGACGUGGGGGAGUGGGGACAGCGCGGCGGCACCAUGCAGUCCAAGACCUUCCGGGUCCUCGCCCACAUGACAGGAACUGAGUCCCUACCAGAGGAUGAGGAGCAGGAGGCGCUGAGGAGCAGCAGCCCUACUGAGCAUGCUAUGACUUGUGAUGGCUCCGCCUCCGCUGUGCCAGCUGUGCAGCCUCUGGACCACGCCCCCUGUUCACCUGACCCCGCCCCUCACAGCUGGAAGCGACAGUCGGCCGCUGGUUUCAGCCUCCAGCACAGAGCUGCUGUCUCCAGUCCGUACAUCCAGCCUCCUGCCAUGUAUCAGGCUCCACAGGCCCCGCCCCCGCAGCAGUACCAGCAGAUCCCGCAGCACUACCAUCAGCCCCCCACGCAACACGCCCCUCCCACUCAGCAGAGCUCCAUUCAGAUCCCGCUCUGCGCCCCCCCUCCCAAGGUGGUGAGCACCGCCUGUAUCUACCCCUCCCAGCCCGCUCCACCUCCAGCUCCGGCCCCGGUUCCACUCCCUCAACAGCCUCGCCCUCCGGCCGCCGCCCCGGCCCCAUCCCCGGCAGCUGAUGCCAACAGGCCCCCCUGGGUGACCGACAACAGCUUUGCUGACAAGUUCGACCCCAGUAAGAUGACCACCACCACCAUGAAGGUGCCGCCGCUGCCCCAGGCCGCACCCCCUCCGCCAGUGUUCAUCCCCAAUCCCUCCCAUGUUGGACCUGUAACUCCCAGCCCCGCCCCCAUCACCCCCAGUCCCGCCCCUUUCCCUCAAGUGGCGAGGGGCGUGGCGCAGAGGGCGGAGAGGUUCGCCGCCAGCAGCCGUACACCUUUGUGCGGGGCCUGUAACAACAUCAUCAGGGGCCCCUUCCUCGUGGCCCUCGGCCGCUCCUGGCACCCGGAGGAGUUUAACUGUCACUACUGUCACAUGUCUCUGGCUGACGCCAGCUUCGUGGAGGAGCAGAACAGCGUUUACUGCGAGAACUGCUACGAGGAAUUCUUCGCCCCGACCUGCGCUCGCUGCAACACCAAGAUCAUGGGGGAAGUGAUGCACGCCCUGCGGCAGACGUGGCACACCACCUGCUUCGUGUGCGCGGCCUGCGGUAAACCUUUCGGCAACAGCCUCUUCCACAUGGAGGACGGGGAGCCGUACUGCGAGAAAGAUUAUAUUUCACUCUUCAGCACUAAGUGUCAUGGCUGUGACUUCCCAGUUGAAGCAGGGGAUAAGUUCAUCGAGGCUCUGGGUCACACCUGGCACGACACCUGCUUCGUCUGUGCGGUUUGCCACGUGAACCUGGAGGGUCAACCUUUCUACUCAAAGAAAGACAAACCUCUGUGCAAGAAGCACGCUCACGCCAUCAACGUGUAGACGCAGCAGCGACCUGUGGAUCUGCCGCCUCACGGGGGAGGAGGCGACGCCGCCGAAGCAACACAAGACGACAACUUUUUCAGAUGUGUGUAAAUCGCUCUUUAUGCAAAACUACACUUUGGUUUGAGACUUUAUUUUCUGUGCAUUAAUAUUCAUGUUUAAAACGACGCUGCCUGAUGAAUCUGCUUCAAAAAACAGGAACUCAUGAAAGAACAAGGUGUGGAUGUUUUCUCUUGUUCAUCCAGCUGAUUUUAUAAUUUACUCUAUUUUUAUUUUUAGGAUGUUUUCUACCAGAGAACAACUGGUGUUCAUGUGGAGUUUGAAUAGGGAGUGUUGGGUGUGCCAAUUGAAAAUACUUUAGAAUUUUUCUGUAUUUAAUCAUAAUAAAAUAAUGUAUUGAUAAAUAUUAAAUAUAUAUGUAUAAUAUUUAUAUUAUACUUAAUAAAUAAUGCAUUUAAAUAAAAAUAUGUAAUUAAAAUAUUGCAAUAAAAUUAUAAUGAUAUAAAUUUCGUAUUCAAAACAACUGAACUAAUGAAACAUUUACUAAAAGAUUCAUAAUUUAACAUAGAAAAAAAUACAGUUAUGAUAUAAUAAUUAUUAUUGUUAUACCUUUAUUUAUGAAGCACCUUUCAAAACAGCUGUUACAACAUGAAGAGAACAAAUAAGAACAAAACAUCACAGACAGGAAGCAGCUGUCAAAUAAAAUCUAAUUGUGUCACAAUCGAGACUCCACAGUUUCAACUGCAGAACAUUUUUCUCAUCAUAUCUUUGACGUUUCUUUGCUGAUGUGCCUUUUUUUUUAUCAUUUAAAAAAAUAUAUAUAUUAUGAACGUUUGGUUCAGCACUGCGAUUUAAAACCAGAGUCUGUUUGUGUAGAUACUAAAAUAUAAAAGUGUUUUUAUCUUUCUGUUGUUUUUUUUUUUGCUUUUAAAGAAAACAUGUUUGCCUCAGCUCUCAGUCGUGGACCCGGUCUGAUGUGGUCUGACUGCAGCUGUGAGUCGGUGAAACAUGGAAGAGCCUUGAAUCUGAACAGGCUCUGACAUGUUGGUGGAAGUGAGAGUGACAGUGAAUGUAACCCAGAUGUUUUGAACCUGCUGAGUUGAGGCUGCUGCCGAGCGUCGACCGUGUCUGAGGACCUGACGUGUAGCUGCUAACCUCGUUGGCUUCACGUGCAGUAGCAGGAGUUUCGGUGCAACAAAUAACCUUGAAUUUAAUAUUUAUUGACUUUUUUUUUUUGGACCGUGUGAUAUUUAUUGAGAAGCUAAUAUAUCGUCACUGCUGCGCUCGGUGCUCGUCAGAUUAUUAGUUGUUUAAUCCGUAUUUGUUUUCGUGAAUGUCCAGCAUCACAAGGUGCAUUUUGAUGAUGGAUUUAUUUUGUAAUGACACUGUAAAUGUUCUCAAACUGUCGGAGCUUGAAUUUUUAUUACGAUGGCGUUUUCACCACAAAGCCACUGAAUGGCUCAGUUCACACUGCAGACUUUUAGACCCUCUUUCUUCAUUAUAUGACUUAUUUUCUUUAUCUCAUGCACAAAAGAUCUAUACAAAUAUAAUGUUUCUGAACUUUGACACAAUUUACAGUUCCCAUAUAAAUACAAGGCACCAGUGAACAGCUAUAGGGAAUUUCUGUCCUCGGUAAUAUAAUUUAAAUUAAGAAGCCCUUUAAGCUUAACUCUGGAUAGCUUGCAUUACCACUAGUAACCACAGGUGUCAGUAAAACAAUAAUUGCCUUGUAUUUGUAUAGAAAUCUGUAGGUUUCCCGUUAACUUCAAUAUACGUUGUGACAAUUCCCAGGAAGUGAAGCCAAAACAUAUUGAUCGCCCCCUGGUGGCUGGCUGUCGUAUCGAUCAUAAACCUUUUCCAAAGAUGGUUUCUGUCAUUUGAAGUUGUUCUUAUCACACUGAAGUUUGAGACGUCACCAACACAAGAGGGCGUCGCCCAUUUCUAGAAUAUUUUAGCUCCACAUUUUUGUCGUCAUCCAUCUUUAUAUACAGUCAACGAGGCAGCAUCUAGUGGCCGUAAGAGGAACUGCACCUAAACAAACCAAUAUAAAGCACGUGUCAGAUCCUACGUUUAAUCGUGCUGUAAAUAAACAUGUUUAAUCUUGUUUUCUGGUUUCUACAGUUUGCAGUGUGAACACAGCCUCAGCUUCACUGAUGAAUUCAAAGGAUUUUUGACACAAGUUUCUUUGGGGAAAUGUUAAGUGUUCACACACUGACUCUGCAGAGUUUUGUGCCUUAACACCAUCUGUGAUCUGCUUGUGUGACUGACACGUGCACUCGGCCCGGUCUGAUGAGCCUGUGUACAGUUUUUACUCUGAAUAUUUUAUACAGUGAGUGUGUGUGUGAGAGUGUGUGUGUUUUUCAGAGAGUGAAUGUGUGCAUGCAGAACAGUGUGUCACCGUUUGUCACAGCACGUCGAACGAGGCAACGUCAGUAUUAGUUUGUGUCACUGCGUCGUGAAGAGAGAGGCUCUGACGCCACAGUUUAACUUUGUGUUAGCGAGUGUUUGAACUGGUUUUAGUGUCGAUGAACUGAAACUGUUUCGAUGUCACAUCUCACGACUGAAGAAAUGUUGGAAAGAAGCUGACGUCACAUUGAGACUCUGCUCGAUGCUGGAGGUGCAGCUGCUUUGCUACAUUUCAUCAACAGGUUUUGAAUAUUUCAAGAAUAUUUGUGUUGCAAGUUGAAUAAACUGAACUUUAAACACUUGAAAA
Molecule: messenger RNA, 5163 nt
Organism: Hippoglossus stenolepis (Pacific halibut)
Lineage: Eukaryota; Metazoa; Chordata; Actinopteri; Pleuronectiformes; Pleuronectidae
Product: LIM domain-binding protein 3
Exons: 16
Coding region: 504-2450 (648 amino acids)
Biological process (GO): actin cytoskeleton organization; heart development; muscle structure development
Cellular component (GO): adherens junction; filamentous actin; stress fiber
Molecular function (GO): actin binding; muscle alpha-actinin binding
Source: RefSeq, a predicted model, not a curated record